CCGCAAGGCAGAUAACGGAUGGCGAAGUUACCACAUCGCGAAUUAGGUAUGAUUUGGUUCUCCCAAUGAUGCGCAAUGGAGUAAAUCUACACAAUGCCACAGCGGUCGUGUCAGAGAAAGGUUCCGCCGGGAGCCAAGAUUCUCAUGGCUGCCAAACCUGCCAUCAGGGUACUCCUCCGCCCCACGAUGUCUGUCCAGUCUCCAGCUUAUGGCUGUCAUUGGAUUUUUUUCCAGGACAGGCAGAUCAGAGCCAAAGUCCGGGAUCACACAAACUAGGAUGAGCUGCCGGUAGCAUUGGCUUGCAGCUUUCUCUCCACUACCGGAUGCUAUGGUAUAUCGCUCGUCAAAAUAUGUGGGACGUGACAAAUGCCAAUUGCCAGUGGACAAUCUUUCAAUAUUUUGUGGUCAGCGGACCUGUACCACGGGCAUCGUCAAGUCUUGGACCACCAUGAUGGUAUAUUUCUCGUACGACUGCUGCAGCUCGAGCCUCUUGACCAUCUGCAGAUUUUUGCUGCGAAAGCUCUUCUGUGAGUAUUCCUUUUAUACGCCUGGCGCUUUCCAAGAGAGCAACACGGACGCGAUCUCCAAUUCCAGUAAUAUCAACUCGUCUCUUCCAUCUCGGCUUCCAAUUUCCUCUCAUGUCCGCCGUAUUAUGGAUUUCGCACAACUGAUGAUUUGGGCUUCACUGCUGUUCAGCAUCGCGACUGGCCAGGCUUCAUCAACAUCCGCGCCUUCAUCCACGACAUCUCUAUCAACGGUCACCACCACGGCCAUCACUUCGGUGUCUGGCUGCCACAACCACGGUGCCACCCAAUUCUGCCUCGCUGGCUCCUACGAAUAUAAGGUUUUGACAACAGCUUCAAGCGGCCAGGAGCUCCCUUCAGCUUACUUUGACUGCCAUUACCACGGCACCAGCUUGUACUGUUUGACGGGUGACGGAGGUGAAGUCGAGCUUGUCGCUGAGGGAGCUUCCGCCGAGAAGUCUCACGCCGACACAGGAGCAGCGACUCCAGCGAGUGGCAUUACAGCCGUAACUUCAUGUCACUCCCAUGGUACCACGCAGUACUGUCAGGUAGGUUCCGACAGGUAUCAGGUCGUGGCGACAUCUUCUGGGACUGAGGCACCGACUUCCCAAUAUACCGGCUGCCAUUCUCAUGGUGAGGGAGAGCUCUACUGCCUGACGCCUAAUGGAAGCGAAGUCCAGCUGCUUGCUGAAGGGGCCACUGCCAGUUCUGAAGAAGAAUCUUUGUCUGAAGAUGGUAUCAAUUGCCACUUCCACGCUGGCGUUGAGCAUUGCGUAGGGACAGGUGGAGAAGAAAGCACUGUGGUAACUUGCGAAAGGAAGCAUCGUGAUUACAAUAUUCCAUUGAGAAUUGGCUUGAUCUUUGCCAUUCUAGCAUCCGGUGCCAUCGGCUCUUUUGGACCUAUAUUCCUGACUUCGCUCACGCGAAUCAAUUGCAACCACGUGGUAUUCACCAUACUGAAGCAAUUUGGCACUGGGAUCAUUGUUUCCACUGCAUUUGUCCAUCUUUACACCCAUGCCACCCUCAUGUUUGAGAACGAAUGUCUUGGCGAGCUCAGUUAUGAGGCAACAACUUCCGCUAUCAUCAUGGCAGGUAUCUUGCUUUCGUUCGCCAUCGAGUACUGCAGUCGUCGCAUACUCACGUGGAGGCAGAGCGAACGAGCUCCAGCCGAAUCUGAGGAGGGUGACUUGGCGAACAAGUCACAAGCUAGAGAGGCACUUGCUACUGUGAGGCGUAGACACCACGGGUUCGGCUCUCUCAAGGAAGCUGAUAAAUUGAGCGUAUCUGUGCUGGAAGCAGGCCUCAUCUUCCACUCUGUUCUUAUUGGAGUAACUUUAGUCGUAGCUGGUGACAGUUUCUUUUUGACCUUGUUUGUCGUCAUCUUCUUCCACCAGAUGUUUGAAGGUGUUGCUUUAGGGACUAGAAUCGCAGAACUACCUUCAUCGCAGGCAAGUUUAAUCCUGAAGAUGAUCAUGUCAGCCUGCUUCACAGUGAGUACACCGUUGGGCAUGGCCAUCGGUAUCGGCGUGCUGUCGAGCUUCAAUGGCAACAAUCCUGCAACUAUCAUCGCCAUCGGUACUCUCGACGCAUUCAGCGCAGGUAUCUUGGUUUGGGUGGGUGUCGUCGAGAUGUGGGCUGAAGACUGGUUUCACCACGACCUGGCAAACGCUGGAAUGGUGAAAACCGGGCUGGCAUUUUUAGCGUUGAUCGCGGGUAUGAUUCUCAUGUCCUUGCUGGGUAAAUGGGCGUAAUAUGAAAACGCUAUGUGUGGUUCAUGAUGCUGAUAUGAAGUCAUGAAUUGUAGCACGGUAAUGUGUCUUAUACAAGGUGUUGCCAGACACGGUGUGCUCACUCCAGGUGUACCGUCAACUCACAAGCCCCAUCUAGCUUGUGCUCGCCUGCUGUAUGUCCUGCUUGCAUGUACUCACAUCGAAUACUCUAUCUUGGAGUUAAUCGAUUCACGAGCUACGGGCAACCGCAAUUACUAUUAUGUCGACUUUCACGAACCCUGUCGCGCACUAUCAUUCUUACCAAGUCAUCCGCAAUCUUUGAUGUAGAUAGACACCUUAAUCCUAGUUGGAUUGACCAAUUUGUAACUAAUUCCCAAGGGCCGACCUGUGGAGGGAGCCUCACGGAAAGCAAGUGCGAGGCAACAGCCUAGUACUGUAUGUUCAGAAUUCGCACUCCCUUGAUUUGUGCUGCAGUCACUUUACUAUUCA
Molecule: messenger RNA, 2743 nt
Organism: Verruconis gallopava
Lineage: Eukaryota; Fungi; Ascomycota; Dothideomycetes; Venturiales; Sympoventuriaceae
Exons: 3
Coding region: 329-2275 (648 amino acids)
Biological process (GO): zinc ion transmembrane transport
Cellular component (GO): plasma membrane
Molecular function (GO): zinc ion transmembrane transporter activity
Source: RefSeq, a predicted model, not a curated record